GACGGCGGUUCAAUCUCUCACUCACUGACUCCGUGAUUCUGCUUUCCAGGGUUUCUCCUAUGAGAGUUAAGUAGUGAACCCCAAUCAAGGAAAAUCAUUUGUUACCCCGGUUACUCAAUUUGAAACCACCGCCUUGGGGCAGACGUCAAGCUGGCGACCGGAGCAGGAAAGAAGGAGGAAGAGGAGGAGCAGCAGUGAAGGAGGAAGAGGAGGAACAGCCUGCAGCGAUGAAGGAGGAAGAGGAGGAACAGCCUGCAGCGAUGAAGGAGGAAGAGGAUGAGGAGCCUACAGCAGUGAAGGAGGAAGAGGAGGAGGAGGAGUAUGUGGUGGAGAAGGUUUUGGACCGCAGAGUGGUGAAGGGAAGAGUAGAGUUUCUGCUGAAAUGGAAGGGGUUCUCAGAUGAGGAUAACACAUGGGAGCCACAAGACAACCUGGACCUGGACCUUAUCACCGAGUACAUGCAGAGACACAAGGAGGAGGAGGAGGAGAAGAAGAAGAAGGAGGGCAAGAGGAAAGGUGUCAGGGAGGCCUCAGGAGACUCAGAGGAGCAAGGCAGCAAAGGGAAGAAGGAGGAGGUGAGUGAAGGAAAGAGGUUACUCCAGACUUAAGAGACCAGGAAUAUAAUCUCAAUAUUAA
Molecule: messenger RNA, 636 nt
Organism: Etheostoma spectabile (orangethroat darter)
Lineage: Eukaryota; Metazoa; Chordata; Actinopteri; Perciformes; Percidae
Product: chromobox protein homolog 1-like
Exons: 2
Coding region: 228-608 (126 amino acids)
Source: RefSeq, a predicted model, not a curated record